Neltuma alba is the source of this 1952-nucleotide messenger RNA. RefSeq lists its product as uncharacterized. Bases 267 to 1484 code for a protein of 405 amino acids. The record is from RefSeq and is a predicted model, not a curated record. NCBI's taxonomy places the organism in Eukaryota, Viridiplantae, Streptophyta, Magnoliopsida, Fabales, Fabaceae. The transcript is spliced from 6 exons.
AUUUCCGGAACACUUCCUUGGCUUACAUAAAAACUCCUCCAAACCCAACCUCCCAACAUACGUGCAAACCUUAUUGAUUUGCUUCCAUGCCUCUUCAUACUCAUCUGACCGAGAAUUGGCCCUAAAACCCCUUUUAAACCCACUCCCCAGUCUCUUCACUAUCUAAAUUUUCAAUACAAAUUCCUUUUUCUAUAUAUCUGUUAUUUAAUCUCCCUCUAAUACUGUCACUGUGUCACACGCCCUGCAAUUCUCCGCAAAUCACAAUAAUGUCUAACUCCGGGGGCUUUGCCGUGACGCGGACUCACGGCUCUGACCGCUUCUACAACCCUCCGGCUGUUCGGAGAAACCAGCAGUUGGUACUGCAACAGCAGCAGCAGCUGCAAAGACCGUUGAAGUCCCCUGCCCGAGUCGACACGGUCGAAGCGGAGACGCGCACCGACUCCGACGAGUCGUCAUUGUCGAGGCCCAACUCGGUCUCCUCUUCUUCGCCACCGAGAACUGCUAAUUUGACUAAUUUGGAUCGCCUCAUGGAAUCAGUCACCCCCCUGGUUCCGGUUCAGUUCUUAUCCGAGCCGAAGAAGAGGGGAUGGAGGACAACUGAAGCUGACGGGAAUCUAUACUUUUUACUUGGAGAUCUCUGGGAAUCUUUUAGAGAAUGGAGCGCUUAUGGAGUAGAAGUGCCGCUUUUGCUGAAUGGGAGUGAUUCUGUUAAGCAGUAUUAUAUCCCAUAUCUGUCAGGCAUUCAAUUAUAUGUUGAACCACAUAGGCCAAGGAGGCCUGGUGAGGACAGUGAUGCUGAGUCUUCAAGGGAGACAAGCAGCGCUGGUAGCAGUGAUUGUGAAACAGAAAAGCGAGGCAGAGGGAGUAUUGAUGGUCCAUUGAUGCAGCACAACCGGAUAAAUGUUAAUUCUCAGAGGCUGAGCAGACUAAGUUUGAGAGAUAGACCGCCAUUGAGUUCUUCAAGCGAUGAAACUGAGGUCUGCAUCUAUCCAGGGCAGCUUGUAUUUGAAUAUUUUGAACGAGAACAACCACAUUUUCGUCCACCUGUUUAUGACAAGGUUACUAGUCUUGCCUCCCACUUUCCAGAUCUAAAGAAGUACAGAAGCUGUGAUCUAUUGCCUUCAAGUUGGUUUUCAGUGGCUUGGUAUCCAAUUUAUAGAAUACCUGUUGGCUCAACGCUAAGAAGUUUGGAUGCAUCGUUCUUAACCUUCCAUUCCUUAUCAACUCUUUCAAGAAGCAAAUUUCAACCACAAUUUAAUGCUUCUGGUGCCAAGAAGAUCCGUGGUGUUGGUGCAAAGGUUUCUCUUCCGGUUUUUGCCCUUGCUUCCUAUAAGUUGAGAGGUUCAAUUUUCACUCCUGACGGAGGCUCUGAGUGGCAGCAAGCGAACUCUUUGUCACAGGCUGCUGACAAUUGGCUGCAGCGGUUGCAGGUUAAACUUCCUGAUUUCCAGUACUUUAUAAGCCAUAGCUCGCAAUGGAGAUGAUAAGGGAAGCUUUGAGUUCAAAAGUUCUUCCGCAUUUUAGAGAAACCCGCAUUGGUGUUGGACGGAAUAUGUUGAAAACUUACUCUCUUACUAACCAUCUUAAUUCAGCCUCUUGUUAUAAUUAUGGUAGUUUUCUUGAUAAAAAUUGCAGUUCACGACACAGGAUGGAACGAGUUGCCAGCAGUGGUUGGAAUUUAAAGUCAUUUGAUUUUCCGACCAUAUUAUAUUGGAGCCUACGAAAUCCAUGAAAGGCUCGUAGCAAUACAAAUCUGUAAUUCUAUUUGCUUAAUGAUUCAGGCAUGAUACAACUACUACUAUAGGCACAUUGAUAUUUUAUAAGGCCCCUCUUUUUAAGUCUGCCUGGGGCAGUUCAAACAUACACAGCCCUGGUAUAAGGAGUAUAUGACUGUACUACUCAUUGUUCUGUGAUUUAUUUACAUUGACAAGAAUUAAGAGAGACUUUCUUGA